Molecule: messenger RNA, 1650 nt
Organism: Fomitiporia mediterranea MF3/22
Lineage: Eukaryota; Fungi; Basidiomycota; Agaricomycetes; Hymenochaetales; Hymenochaetaceae
Exons: 4
Coding region: 1-1650 (549 amino acids)
Source: RefSeq, a predicted model, not a curated record
AUGGCGAAGGAGAUGUCCGAAAACAAGACAGAAAAGCCGACUACCGAGAAAACUCUUGAAAAGCGUAUCGAACAUAUCAAAAACAAGCGACGCGAUCGGGGCGGAAUAUUCCAGCCACAAGAACAUAAUCCACUCAUAGAAAUGCUCAUGUCCCGUGAUGUCUCUGGUCGCUCACCGUCGAAGGCGCGGAUAAAGCCACGAAAAUCAGUUGUUGGGAAAGGAUCACGUAGAAGCAGCUCUAGAGAGAUAUCCCCUCUGGAAGCUCGAGCCGCAUACAGACGCAAUUCAACUGCUCAUCAGGCAUUACCUUCGGUGGCCAGCAAGGAUCGAAGGAAGAGUACGGCUCCAUCAAGUAGAACGAGCAGGGAAGCCGCUCCGGAGCAUGCUAAUACUAUUUCCAAAACACACGGAAGGGCAAAGCCUUCUAGCACAUCGAGAACCUCUUCAAAGCGUUUAGAGGUUUCUGAUGCUUCUAAGAAUAAGUCAUCAGUCUCAUCAUCCAAACGGCGGCGAGAAGAAACAGAACUCGAGACAGACGAACACGAUACCGGUUACGAUACUCCCUCCCCUUCUAAACGACUCAAAAAAUCCGCCGUACCGUUGCCCUCCGCUUCUACUACGGCGAAAUCUGCCACGACAUCUCGAUCCGCCCCUGCCAAGUCAAAAAGCAAGACAGCCACCAAAGAAGCAUCUCAUGCUGAGCGAUCCGAUCAUGACGAGGACAUGGAUGAACCACCUCCUCAGAAAUCGAAGCCUAAUUCAACGACAAAGAAAAGAGGGAGACCAAAGAAGAUCGUGGAUAAUUCUGAUGUCUCCGAAGUACCAUCUACUUCAAAAGCAAAAGCCAAACCGAAGCGUGCUCCAGCAUCCAAGCCGCCGAGUAACAAGUCUGGGCCUACAGCAAAGCAGGGAAAGACAACAGCAGGGAAGUCAAGAAAAAAGACUAUCUCGGUUGAUGACGACGAGCCUCAGGGGAAGACUAAGGGGAAAGGAAAGAAGAAAGCUGAACCUAUCCCGGAACCCGAUAUCGAUUCCAACUCUGAAGAGGAGACAGAUUAUCGAUUGAAGCUUCCUAAAUCGCGUCUUGAGACCGUCGUUGAAGAAGAUGAGGAGGUAGAAGAAGAAAGUAGUGGUAGGAAUCGGAAGGCAAUUACCAAAGGCGCUGCAACGUCGGGUAAGGGAGCGUCGACAGUAUCGAAACCAGGAGCAUCCAGCGCCUCGGAGGUACGAAGGCGGAAGCAACAUGUAGAGGACGACGACAUUGAUGAACGGCAGUCUCGGGAUAAGAUUCCUACUCGAGCUGGGAAGUCAAAAUCGCAAGCACCUUCUCGUUUAAAAGCAUUAACGGACGUUGACAAGAAAGACGGAAUAGAAAAUGAGAACCCUAUUUCUACCUCACCACCACAAAAUCCAAAGGCUACUUCGUCUAGAUCCAAACCUAAUUCCGCAAAAGCAACGAAAACAGGUAGUGCAUCCGGCCCAGCCUCCAAAUCAAAACCAACGUCCAAAUCAAACACAAAAAGAAAACGACCUGGAGCUGACCCUGCUCCAUUCCCAAAGUCCAAGUUCGCAAACCUCCCUACGACCGUGUUCAACUCACCUAUCAAGGCUGCUGGUAACUCAGAUGACGAACUCGACUUUCUGUCAUAG